Messenger RNA from Penicillium daleae, 285 nucleotides. RefSeq lists its product as uncharacterized. NCBI's taxonomy places the organism in Eukaryota, Fungi, Ascomycota, Eurotiomycetes, Eurotiales, Aspergillaceae. The transcript has 2 exons. The record is from RefSeq and is a predicted model, not a curated record. Bases 1 to 285 code for a protein of 94 amino acids.
AUGGUACCAUUAUUGUUAUCCAAUUACAUACAUUCCUCGCUCAGUAUUGACCAGGCAACCUAUGCAAAUCCACCCAGGAAGCCCCGGUUUACGCGGCAUGGCCGUGUUCCAGCCUCUUUCGUGCUCGUCGUCCACCAUGACCUCAUGCCCAGUCCACAGACUGACUCGGCAUUCCAUCUCGCUUUGGAGAUCCCAGAUCUGGUCCACUAUGUACUGUAUGGUGGCGCCCUCGGACCCGAGGGCGUUCUGGAUGCCGCUCGGCUCAUUACCCGGAGCACCUUUUAG